CAGCAGAAGUUAGCAGAAAGAAGUAAUCACAGUUACCGUGCGGAGGGCAUUUCGUUCAGACUACUGCGUGAGUAAAGAGCUAGAAUUGAGUAAGAUUGUGAGUUCAGCGUAUACGAUAGUUAUCAACGCAUAUUCUAAACGACUAUUAAUCACUUGUACAUCCUUCUCGAGGAUCGUCAUUUAAUUUUUGAUUUACGCACAACAAUUUAUUCAGUGUCGCAAGAAAAACGUCACACCAGCCUAUCAGCCAUGGCUGCUAUGUCCGUGAUUGGAAUUGACUUUGGUAACGAAAGCUGUUAUGUAGCUGUAGCACGCGCGGGAGGCAUUGAAACUAUAGCUAAUGAUUACAGUCUUCGAGGCACACCAUCAUGUGUAGCAUUCAGUGAAAAAAAUCGCAUUCUUGGUGUAGCAGCUAAGAAUCAAAUGGUGACAAAUAUGAAAAAUACUAUUCAUGGAUUUAAAAGAUUAUUGGGUAGAAAAUAUAAUGACCCACAGGUACAAAGAGAGCUUCAGAUGUUACCUUUUGAGGUAACUCAACAGCCAGAUGGAAGUAUUGGUAUACAUGUACAAUACUUGGGACUAGACCACACCUUUUCACCAGAACAAAUAACUGCAAUGUUAUUCACGAAAUUAAAAGAUAUAUCUGAAACUGCUCUCCAAACUAUUGUUAAUGACUGUGUUAUUUCUGUUCCUUCAUAUUACACACAAGCUGAACGUCAGGCAUUGCUUGAUGCUGCACGUAUUGCUGGUUUAAAUGUCCUUAGAUUAUUUAAUGAAACCACAGCUACUGCUUUGUGCUAUGGCAUUUACAAACAAGAUUUACCAGCACCUGAUGCACCCCCGAGACAUAUAGUUUUUGUUGAUUGUGGAUAUGCAAGUUUACAAGUAAGCAUUUGUGCAUUCCACAAAGGAAAGUUAAAGAUGAUAGCAAGUAGUGCUGAUAGUCAAUUAGGUGGAAGGAACAUAGAUUCUAUUUUAGCAGAACAUUUUUGUCAAGACUUUAAAUCACGUUAUAAUAUUGAUCCGUACACUAAUCCACGUGCAUAUGUAAGAUUAUUAGGGGAAGUAGAAAAACUUAAAAAGCAAAUGUCAGCCAAUUCAACGACACUUCCUGUUAAUAUCGAAUGUUUCAUGGAUGAGAAAGAUGUACAUGGUGAAAUGAAACGAGCAGAUAUGGAAAUAAUGUGUGCACGUUUAUUUAAACGCGUUGAAUCAACUUUGCGUCAAUGUUUAGAAGAUUCUAAAUUAAAGCUAGAAGAUAUUCACUCAGUUGAAUUAGCGGGAGGUUCUAGUCGUGUUCCUGCUAUUAAACGAUUAGUUGAAGAAGUUUUCGGUCGUACUGUAUCAACGACGUUAAAUCAAGAUGAAGCAGUUGCUCGGGGAUGUGCACUUCAGUGUGCUAUGUUGAGUCCCGCUGUAAGAGUUCGUGAUUUUUCAGUAACUGACAUUCAGCCUUAUCCAUUAAAAUUAACAUGGGAUCCUACUCAAGGCGAAGACGGUGAAAUGGAGAUUUUUGGGCACAAUCAUCCUGUACCAUUCUCAAAAACGUUAACAUUUUAUCGAUCAAGUCCAUUUACACUCACUGCCAGUUAUAGUACACCACCACCAUCCUACCCUCAAACUCACAUUGGCACAUGUACAAUAAAAAAUGUGAAACCAACAUCUGAAGGAGAGUUGUCAAAAGUAAAAAUAAAAGUGAGAAUAAAUCUAAAUGGAAUCCUUACUAUUGUUUCGGCAUCGCUGAUAGAGAAACGUGAAGUUGUACAACAAGAAAAAGAAGAAGAAGAGAAACAGCAACAUCAGCAACAACAAAAUAAUAUGGAUGUUGACCAACAGCAAGACAAAAAGGAUAAAUCUGAUCAAGAAGCACAAGCAAAUGAACCACCAGCACCUGAGGUGAGCAUGGAUAAAACACGACGGAACUCAGAUGCUGCUGAUGGUGGAAAAAGUGCAAGGGGUUCUGCCCCUUCCUACUCCUCCAGGAUUCUCUCUUGGCUCAGCUCGGGCGAUGAUAAGAAUGAUGAAAGUAAAGGUAAAAAGAAAGUUCCUGUUCGUACUAUUGAUUUACCAUUGGAAAUGCGUGAAUAUGGAUUUUCUCAACGUGAAUUAGAUAUCGCAAUGGAGAAAGAGGCCAUAAUGAUCGCCCAAGAUAAACAAGAAAAAGAACGAGCUGAUGCCCGCAACGCAUUAGAAGAAUAUGUGUAUGAUUUACGUGCUAAAUUAUCAGAAGAGGAUCAGUUAUCCACAUUUAUUACGGAAACAGACAAAGAAGCACUUUGCCGUACGUUAGAUGAAACUGAAAAUUGGCUAUAUGAAGAAGGUGAAGAUUGCCAGCGACAAAUUUAUUCAGAACGGUUAACACGUCUCAAAUCACAAGGCGAACCAAUCAAAGAAAGACGAAUGGAAUUUGAAGGCAGAGGUCAUGCGCUAGAAGAAUUAGCAGGAGCUUUACAACUCGCUAAAAAAGGACUUGAUCUUAUUAAAGCAUCCAGUGGAAAGGAUGAUAAAUAUUCUCACUUAACAGAAAAAGAAAUCAAGAAGGUUGAGACAACUGUACAAGAAAAAUGGGCGUGGCUGGAAGAAAAACGUGUACUUCUUGCAAGUACACCUCGCAUACAACAACCGCCCGUUACUGUAGCUCAGAUUCGCGCAGAGAUACAGCUAUUGGAUAACGUUGUAGUUUCAAUUCUAAAUAAACCAAAACCUAAAGACAACAAGGGUGCUGAAGAUCAUCAGAAAACCAAUCAAAAUAGUCAAGGUGAUGGUCAUUCACAGACCAAUCAGCAACAGAGCGAAGAAGAAAAAAUGGAGGUUGUGUAACAAUCAUCCCAUUUUAUGUGUUUUAAUACUAUUAAAUCUAUUAUGAUUAAAAUAACGAAAAUUAUGUCACCACAUAAGUCAUUUCUAUCAUGUCACAAAAGCGCCUGAUAUCUCUUUUUAGUUUACAUAUGUGAUUGUUUUUUCUUUUCUUUUCCCAUCACGAUUACUGAUGCGA
Eufriesea mexicana is the source of this 2995-nucleotide messenger RNA. RefSeq names its product heat shock protein 70Cb (gene Hsc70Cb). Gene Ontology annotation, cellular component: nucleus; cytosol. Gene Ontology annotation, biological process: protein folding. Bases 250 to 2820 code for a protein of 856 amino acids. The record is from RefSeq and is a predicted model, not a curated record. NCBI's taxonomy places the organism in Eukaryota, Metazoa, Arthropoda, Insecta, Hymenoptera, Apidae. The transcript is spliced from 12 exons. Gene Ontology annotation, molecular function: ATP-dependent protein folding chaperone; ATP binding.